UCGUUGUCACUCUCGUUGUCGCCGUUCGUCGCUCAUCAUUUAAUCCGUUGGACUGACUUACAGUCCAGCUUCUGUGGCAUUGUCCGCUUCUGUUUUGACUUGCCUGCAGUUGCUCUGUGAUCUCUUCCUCUCGCUAGUUUUAUUUCUGGUUCGACGCGCGUUCGUUCGUACACAAUGCCAAAAUUUUAGCGGUUUUUAUACCGAAUAAAAAACCAACAUAAAUUUUUAAAGAUGUGUUAAAGUGUUUUGCAUAACAAAAAAUAAAAAAAAACACGCCUAAUGCUCGUUUUAAAGGUGCCAAUUAAUUGAAAAUAAUCCGCUCGUAAAAAGGUGCUAAAAAUAUUUAAUCGCAAACGAGCCAAAUACAAAAAAUAAAUAGAAAAGAAAAUAAUUGAAAGAUGCGGUUUAAUUUCUCAAGUCACACGGCAACAACGGUGACAGCAACAACACCAGCGAUGACAACUUCGGGCUUUAAUAAAGAGAAGUCAGCACAACCGUUGAAGAGACCGUCGACAAUUGAGGAGGAUCCGGAUUCGUUGGACAGUGUGAUCAGCAAUCCACAAUCGUAUCCCAUUACGAUAGUGCCCAAUCGUCCGGCCAGCUUCUAUGGCCUCUCCACAAAUGGCAAAUCUUUUCAGCGUCAGCCGAGUUGCAGAUCCCGCAACUUUCGACCUGGCAGCAUGCGACGUGUGCGACGACGGGCAGUUUUCAAGAAUGGCGACUGCAACGUGGUGCAGAAGCAUCUGCAGCGAAGGAGAGUGCGAUUUCUGCAGGACAUGUACACAACAAUGGUGGACUGGCAAUGGCGCUGGACUCUGCUGGCCUUUGCACUCAGUUUCAUAUUGUCCUGGCUGUUCUUUGCACUCAUCUGGUGGCUCAUCAUGUUCACUCACGGCGAUCUGGAGGAGCUGCAUCUGCCACACAAUCAGGAGGAUUCCGGCUGGGCGCCUUGUGUCUCGGCCAUCGAUGGCUUCACCUCCUGCUUUCUGUUCUCCAUUGAGACACAGCACACCAUUGGCUAUGGCGUUAGAACCACUUCACCCGAGUGUCCCGAGGCCAUAUUUAUGAUGUGCUUCCAGUCGAUCUAUGGCGUCAUGUCAUCGGCCUUUAUGGCCGGCAUUGUCUUUGCCAAGAUGACGCGGUCCAAGCAGCGGGCUCAGACUCUGCUCUUCUCCAAGCACGCGGUGAUCUGUCAACGGGAUGGCUGUCUCUCCCUAAUGUUCCGAGUGGGCGACAUGCGGAAAUCCCACAUCAUUGGGGCCGGAGUGAGAGCCCAGUUAAUUAGAACCCGCAACACAAAGGAGGGCGAGGUGAUGACCCAGCACUUUACGGAACUGCAGAUAGGCACAGAUGAGUCCGGAUCGGAUCUGUUCUUCAUCUGGCCGAUGGUGAUUGAGCACAGGAUCGAUGAGAACUCGCCGCUCUACAAUAUGAAUGCCACGGACAUGUUGCAGGACAAGUUCGAGAUUGUGGUUAUUCUGGAAGGCACUGUGGAGUCCACGGGUCAAUCCACACAGGCCAGAUCCAGCUAUAUUAAUACUGAGAUACUGUGGGGCCAUCGCUUUGAUCCUGUCGUCCUCUACAAUAAGGAUCUGCAGGCCUACGAGAUCGACUAUGCGCGCUUCAAUGAGACCACUCAGGUGGACACGCCCCUUUGCAGCGCCCGCGAGCUGAACGAGAUCUACAAGAUACAGGAGGGCUUUCGCACACCAGAAACCACAUUCACCAUGCGUCAGCUGUCCAACAAUCAUUCCGAUCAGGCCUCAUAAUUCUUCUGUCUCGUCCAACGUCUCGUCUUCCUAUUUGUUGUAGCUUGUAGAUUUGUUAUACCAACUCCUUCCUCCCUCCGAUUCGUUUCCCAAUUGCCCCGAUGUGCUGUUCGCCCAAUCCCUCGACCUCCUCGACGCAGUCCAACAGCUCCGGCAACAACUCCGGUCGCUGUCGGCGCUGGCAGCUGAAGUACGAGUACACAUGAACUACGAGUGCGAGUACUUGUUCUUGUUUACUUCUUACGAAAUUAAGUUAAUAAAUGUUUGAGCUUUUAGUUAACAUAAAAUUACACGUACCGUCGUCUCAUAUACUAUAAAUGACACAUAAUUGCCACUUUGCCUCCGCUUGUUGCAAAUGUAUUUCCCAAUUGCAGUUCCACUUCCAAUUCCAGUUCCAGUUUCAGUUUCAGUUCCAGUGCCCAGCCCACUCAUUAGGCAUCAUUAAUAAUACCGCUGCUGAAUUAUCAAUGCAAAGGUGACAAAAGAAAAAAAAAAACAAACACAAACACACAUUCAAUAAAACACAGA
This is a messenger RNA of Drosophila innubila, 2297 nucleotides long. It is a transcript of the gene Irk2, whose product is annotated as G protein-activated inward rectifier potassium channel 3. The coding region runs from base 399 to 1769 and encodes 456 amino acids. Lineage: Eukaryota; Metazoa; Arthropoda; Insecta; Diptera; Drosophilidae. Gene Ontology annotation, molecular function: inward rectifier potassium channel activity. Gene Ontology annotation, cellular component: plasma membrane. Gene Ontology annotation, biological process: potassium ion import across plasma membrane; regulation of monoatomic ion transmembrane transport. The transcript has 6 exons. The record is from RefSeq and is a predicted model, not a curated record.